Lodderomyces theae is the source of this 2247-nucleotide messenger RNA. It is a transcript of the gene HGT4, whose product is annotated as glucose sensor. The transcript has a single exon. Gene Ontology annotation, molecular function: carbohydrate:proton symporter activity. The record is from RefSeq and is a predicted model, not a curated record. Gene Ontology annotation, cellular component: membrane. Lineage: Eukaryota; Fungi; Ascomycota; Pichiomycetes; Serinales; Debaryomycetaceae. Gene Ontology annotation, biological process: carbohydrate transport; transmembrane transport. Bases 1 to 2247 code for a protein of 748 amino acids.
AUGAAGCUUUCGACUUAUAUAGGUCAGAUAUGGUAUGACAAUACGAUAGAGGAGGAGUACUAUCGAAAAAUGCGACAGAAGAGCUCGUCCAAUUCAGCUUUUUUUGUGGGGUUGGUUGCAGCAGUCGGUGGAUUCAUGUACGGAUACGAUACUGGACUUAUAAAUGACCUACUAGAGAUGCACUUUGUGUAUACCCAUUUCCCUAGUAAUCAUAUCGGGUUUGCCACACACGAAAGAGCUAUUGUUGUUGCAUCGUUGUCGUUGGGUACGUUUUUUGGCGCUUUGGUGGCACCUUUAAUUUCCGACAAUUAUGGACGCAAGUUUUCCAUUAUUAUUAGUGCUGGCAUAAUUUUUAAUAUUGGAAAUGUCUUGCAAAUCUGCUCAACUGAAAUUGCGUUGUUAAGCGUCGGGAGAUUCGUUCUGGGAAUAUCUGUGGGGAUCUUGUCUGCUAUUGUCCCCUUGUAUCAAGCAGAAGCAUCUCCCAAAUGGGUCAGAGGCUCGGUUGUGUUUACGUAUCAAUGGGCCAUCACUUGGGGGCUUUUAAUCGCCAGUGCUGUCUGUCAAGGAACAAGAAAAAUCACCAACUCGGGGUCGUACAGAAUACCUGUGGGAAUUCAAUUUCUUUGGGCAUUGGUUUUAUCUACUGGUAUGUUGUUUUUACCAGAGAGCCCUCGAUAUUAUGUGCAAAAGGACAAUUUGGAGAAAGCUCUUGAUUCGCUUUGCAAACUACGACGUUUACCGGAAGAUGAUGAGUGUUUGAUUGAAGAGUUGGUCGAGAUAAAGGCAAAUUUUGAUUAUGAACGAUCUUUUGGUAAGACCACAAUUUUAGACUGCUUUAGAAGUGGUGGUGGUAGACAUAAGCAACGGUUGAGGAUGUUUACUGGUAUUGGCGUACAGUUUUUCCAACAGUGCUCAGGCGUCAAUUUUAUUUUCUAUUACGGUGUCAACUUUUUCAAUUCUGCUGGGGUUAAGAACUACUAUAUCAUGUCGUUGAUUACAUACAUUGUCAAUGUUGUUUUCACAGUUCCAGGUAUAAUCUUGAUUGAUACUGUUGGUCGAAGACCGUUGUUAUUUUGGGGUGGUAUUGGUAUGGCAGCAUCUAAUUUUAUCAUUGCCAUAACUGGAGUAAGUGUAAAGGAGGCCCAUGUCAGCGCUAGUUUGUGUGUGUCAUUUUCUUGUGUUUUCAUCUUGUUUUUUGCCAGUACUUGGGGUGGAUGUGCAUGGGCUUUGUGUUCGGACAUUUAUGGUAUUUCCAUCAGACAAAAAGGUGUGGCAUUGACGGCUGCGACAAACUGGUUGGUUAACUUUGUGUUUGCAUACAUUACCCCGUACUUGAUUGAUACUGGCUCGCACACAGUAAGGUUAGGGGGUAAGAUUUUUUUCAUUUGGGGAAGUUUGAAUGCAUUGGGUACGGUAUUUGUUUAUUUUACCGUUUAUGAAACCAAAGGAUUAAAGUUGGAAGAGGUGGAUUACAUGUAUGCUCAUUGUGCCAAUGCAAGAGUUUCGAAAAAGUUUAAAUCGACAAAGAUCAACUAUGCUGAAUUGGAUGGUAAUUAUAAUUUGAUUGAUAAUCCCCAACUCCACCAACCUGCUUCCACGACUUCCAACGAAUUGACUCCAACUGAGAAGGACAACGAUGAGGAUCUUUUGAUACAUCAUGACUUUGACGAUGCAACACUGCAUUUCAAUGCACCACCCAAAUCAAAGCACACAACCACAUCAACACACAGGUACGAAAGGACCCCCUCGUCGUCGAAUGACCUGGAAGAUAGGGUGCAUGGUAUGAAUCAACGCAAACAGUCAAUGGCGUCCAAUGGUAUUUCAUCGAUUUAUUCAACAAAGUCAGGUGCUGCUGCUACUGCUGCUGCUUCUAAUGUCAGUAAUGAUUAUCAAGAAUAUUUGGAAUCGUUAAAACGUGAGUAUUCGCAACACUACUCCAACUCGGCGAAUAUUGUACGUAAAGUCACUUCAUCGAUUCACAACAGCAGUAGUAUAUACAAUGGUUAUAACUCCAGGGACGACGAUCUUGGUUACCUUCCUGGUGAAGGUCAACUGCAGCUUCAGCAACAACAACAACCGCAACCGCAACCGCAGCUGCAACUGCAACUGCAACUUCAUCAUGGCACUUUAAAUUACAGUGGUGAUGUGAAUGAGUUGAAUCGUUUACCAACUACGAUUAUUGCAGCGCCAUUUUUUGAACAACCACCAUCAGAUUCAGACUCAGACUCAGACUCGGAGUCAGACUAG